AUGGACGACAGGGUCGAGAGACAAUUCAAGACGGCAAUCGAGCACCGGCAUCAACUCUGUCUAGAAAAUGCUAAGAAGGUGGGUGAUACGAAUAAUCAGGGAAAAAGUUAUCGCAAUCUAGGCAACAUUUACCAUGGCGUUGGAAAAUACGAAACAGCUGUAGAGUACCAUCUACGUGCUCUAGAAAUUGCCAGAGAAGUGGGAAAAAAGUUCGAUGAGGGAAGAAGUUACUGCAAUCUCGGCAGGGCUUAUCGUGGUUUAAGACGGUUCAAAACAGCAAUCGAGUACCAUCAACGUCAUCUAGCAAUCGCCGAAGAAGUGGAAGACACGACCGAUGAGGCAGUUAGCUAUUAUAGUAGUCUCGGCUGGGCCUAUCACGGUCUAGGACAGUUCAAAGAGGCAAUCGAGUACCAUCGAAGCCACCUAGAAAUUACCAAGGACAUGGGAGAUAAGAUUGGAGAAGGAAUCGCCUAUUGCACUCUCGGCAAGGCUUAUCGUGGUCUUGGACAGUUCCAAACAGCAAUCGAGUAUCAUCGACGUCAUCUUGAAAUUUCCGAAGAAGUGGGAGACAAGGUCGAACAGGGAAUUGGUUAUGGCAAUCUUGGCUGCGCUUGUCAAGGUCUAGGGCAAUUCAAAAAAGCAAUCAAGUACCAUCUCAGUCAUUUAAAAGUCUCCCAAAAAGUUGCAGACAAAGCCGGAGCAGGAGUCAGCUAUGGUAAUCUAGGCAACGCUUAUCAUAUCCUAGGACAGUUUAAAACAGCAAUCAAUAACCAUCAUCUUCAUUUAGAAAUUGCUAGAGAAGUAGGAGACAAGGCUGGAGAGGGCAUCAGUUAUGGAAUUCUGGGCUGUGCAUAA
Stylophora pistillata is the source of this 855-nucleotide messenger RNA. Its product is annotated as G-protein-signaling modulator 2-like. NCBI's taxonomy places the organism in Eukaryota, Metazoa, Cnidaria, Anthozoa, Scleractinia, Pocilloporidae. The record is from RefSeq and is a predicted model, not a curated record.